AGCCAAAAGUAGCGACCUGUUUGAAGAAGCAUAUUUGCUGAGUCACCAUCGACUCCUCUCCUCCUCUGCAUCUGUGUAAGAAAAAAAAGUAAAGCAAAAGCAGCAGCUGCAGAAGCAUCAUUCACACUUUCCUCCCACAAAAACAAGAUUUCUCCCACCCAGACACCUCCCACCACUCCUUCAACCUCCAACAUUCUUAUUUUCAGCAAUUCCCAUAUCGCAAGAUUGCAUUUUUUUUAGGAUGGAAAACGUUGUUGUCUUCAAUUGCGAACUCAAAGCUUGUGGGAUAGUGUAGACUUCCCCAAGUUUCAGUCUUUUUUCAGCCCCGGUUCUCUCUUCACCUUCCUUCAUUCCCUCUCUUUCUCUCUCCGAGGAAUGGACUGCAGGAGCUUCUUAGUAGUUGAGAAUUUGGAUCCAUUGAGGAAAAGGAGCGGCGGGUUGAGAACAAAACAAGCAGGUCGUGGCUCUUGCAGAGGGAGUUAGGCUGCUGUGCUUUCACUUUUGGGGGAAUAAUCUUUUACCAUUCCUUCAAAACUGAAUCUUUGGGUAUAUUACUAUCUGUUUUUCUACAUUGAGAAUAUUCAUAUUCUGCUAAACAGCUACAAUGGGCUACUUGUUCAAAGAGGCUUUAAAGACUCUUUGUGGCGUCAACCACUGGUCCUACGCUGUCUUUUGGAAGACUGGUUCCCAAAAUCCCAAUCUUUUAAUAUGGGAAGACUGUUAUUAUGAACCCACAUCUUGUUAUGGACAUCCCUGGAUUUCCGGAAAUGGGAUUUCAAAAAUUCCUUAUCGAGAUCACAAUGCUUGUUCCGUUUCAAGUGAAACUCCGAAUUUACAACAUGGUGUACCAGGAGGGAACAGGGUACAUUUGCUUGUUAACAAGAUGAUGGCAGACAAUCAUAUUAAUGUUGUAGGAGAAGGAUUGGUUGGAAGAGUGGCAUUUACUGGAAAUCAUCAGUGGAUACUAUCUGAAAAUUAUUAUAGAGAAACCCAUCCACCAGAGGUUCUAAAAGACGUUUACCUACAACUCUCAGCUGGCAUGAAGACGGUUGCAGUCAUUCCCAUUCUUCCUCAUGGUGUAGCUCAGUUUGGUUCAUACUUGCCUAUCGCUGAGGAUAUAGGAUUCGUCAAUGGUGUGAUGUCAUUAAUUGCUGAGCUGGGAAGUGUACCUGGUGCCCUGCAAUCUGCAAACAAUGAAUCAAGCGAACUUGCUCCCAAAGUUGGAUUUCCACUAUGUUCUGGAUAUCCGGCUCCACAGGAAUCGCCUCUUGAAUCAAAUAUGAUCGAUGAAUCUUCUUUCUUUGCUCACAAUUUAAACUACAUUGGCUGCUCAGCCCAGAUUUCUGCAUCCAAUAGUCAUAUACCUUUUUGCUUCGUGGGAGAAGUUCAAAAUCAGAUGCAGUCCAGUAUUGCAGCUUUUCAAGCUUCAAACUCAAGCUUGUUUUACAAGCCGUAUGAGUGCCAUGAGGAAGGAAACAUGUCAGCCUUUUCUUUUCCGAACCAAUUUAUGAAUGGACUUGCAAAGGCUGAAGUCAUCCCUUCAAAUUCAAUUGCUCAGAUGAACCAAUAUUCUCCUAUGAACGUCACAAGGUCCACCGAAGAUUUAUCAUUCUGCAGUUCCUCUACUUUGUCCCAUGCUGCCAUACAGUGCACGGAACAAAAAAAAUUGUCAGACAAUGUAAGUGAAGGCCAUCUUGUCAAACCUGUUCUACCUGGCAUUCAGGUCUCCGAAGUAAAAACAAAUUCAGGUUUUGCCGGGAAUGAUGCAAAGCUGAACACUGAAGGUCACUGUGAUCCAGUAAAUAGGUCCAAAUAUGAUGCGUGCUUCAAAUAUCAAUCAGGGGAUGACUUGUUCGAUAUUUUGGGUGCUGAGUUUAAGGAUAGAUGGUUCGUUAGUGGCAGGAAAAGUUUUUUGAGUGAUCAAACAGCCAUAACCACACAUAACUGUGAAACAAGUAGUCCUCCAUCUAAUAAUAAUCUGGCUUAUCCCAAAAUAUAUUCUUCUAGUCAAGGAAAGUUAGAUAGUGGGGUCUUUUCUUUCCCUGGAACCGGCCAUCUCUUGGAUGCUGUGGUCUUUAAGGCCCAUCCCUGCGUGAAGCAGAGCUUGGACGACGGUAUUUCUUGUAGCACGAGUGUGAAUGAUACUAGUGUCCCAUCGGCUUCGAAAGCUUUACUUCCGUGUGGGAGGAUUGGUGUUUCUGAUAAUGUGGAUCGAGAUUUAUUGGGCAUGCCAAAAUGUACAACCAAGGCUGGCAUAAUUUGCUCUUCCUCAUUGACAGGAGCAUCUUUGAAAGAAGAUUCCGGAAUCUAUGGCCAGAGUGGUUCCGUUUAUGACCCAUGGAACGAAAGAGGUCACAAUAUAAGACAGAGUAACAGUGUCCCUACUGGAUAUUCUACAAAACCGCAUGAACCGAGCAAAACAAACCGUAAGAGGCUUAAGCCAGGUGAGAAUCCGAGACCAAGGCCCAAAGACCGUCAAAUGAUCCAGGAUCGCGUAAAGGAGCUAAGAGAAAUUGUGCCUAAUGGAGUUAAGUGUAGCAUCGAUGCACUUCUGGAACGUACUAUCAAACAUAUGCUCUUCUUGCAAAGUGUCACGAAGCAUGCAGACAAGCUCAAGCAAAAUGCAGAUUCGAAGAUUAUAAGCAAGGAUGGUGGUUUAGUUUUGAAAGAUAAUCUUGGGGGAGCAACAUGGGCAUAUGAAGUAGGAUCGCAAUCUAUGGUGUGCCCUAUUAUCGUUGAGGAUCUAAAUCAGCCCCAUCAAAUGCUUGUAGAGAUGCUCUGUGAAGAAAGAGGUUUGUUUCUGGAAAUAGCUGAUGUUAUUAGGGGAAUGGGGUUAACCAUUUUGAAGGGGCUCAUGGACACUAGGAACGAUAAGAUCUGGGCAUGCUUUGCUGUUGAGGCUAAUAGGAAUGUGACAAGGAUGGAGAUCUUUCUCUCGCUAGUUCGCCUCUUGGAGCAAAACCCAAAAAGUGGCAUUCCACAAUCCAACAACACGAUGGUUCAAGAAGCUAGCAAAGUCAUCUCUGUUCCUGCCUCUGGUGAUAUGGUUUGCUAGGAAUCAGUUAAGAGUGAGCAAAUCCGAAGCAUGCCAUGACUAACAUACAUCCUUGGAAAAUCAGUGUUGUGGUUUUGAUGGCAGCUUCGAGAGAAACCAAGGGUCGGAACCAGCUGUAACCGAGUGUUGUAGAAUUAUCUUCUGAACUGGUAAAUAGUCAUAUGUUUUCUCCUGCUUUCUGCUCUUACUCUCUCUAUACAUAUAGGAAUUUGGGUGGAAUAUAUGUGGUAGAUAAGGAAAAGAGACCAAACUUGUUUGUUGUUGUAUUAUCUUGAUGGAGGUGUUGUAAUUAGGGAAAAUGUUUCUGGUUUUUUAAUGAAUGUUGGGCUUCUUUUCUA
Messenger RNA from Salvia splendens (bonfire salvia), 3393 nucleotides. RefSeq names its product transcription factor LHW. Gene Ontology annotation, biological process: regulation of DNA-templated transcription. Gene Ontology annotation, molecular function: protein dimerization activity; DNA-binding transcription factor activity. The transcript has 10 exons. Lineage: Eukaryota; Viridiplantae; Streptophyta; Magnoliopsida; Lamiales; Lamiaceae. The coding region runs from base 605 to 3055 and encodes 816 amino acids. The record is from RefSeq and is a predicted model, not a curated record.